Necator americanus (New World hookworm) is the source of this 1032-nucleotide messenger RNA. RefSeq lists its product as uncharacterized. The coding region runs from base 1 to 1032 and encodes 343 amino acids. Gene Ontology annotation, cellular component: endoplasmic reticulum membrane. The transcript is spliced from 7 exons. The record is from RefSeq and is a predicted model, not a curated record. Gene Ontology annotation, molecular function: diacylglycerol O-acyltransferase activity. NCBI's taxonomy places the organism in Eukaryota, Metazoa, Nematoda, Chromadorea, Rhabditida, Ancylostomatidae. Gene Ontology annotation, biological process: triglyceride biosynthetic process.
AUGGAACAGGAAGACAUGACACAUCUGCUGGGGAUUGAGUUCGCCCCUCUCAAUAUUCCAUGGGAACGGAGACUUCAAACUCUCGGCGCUAUACAUUUCUUUAUGGUUUCGCUAUUACUGCCUCUGUUAACACUUUUGUUUCCUAUUUAUAUGCUAUUCUCGUGCCUGUGGCCUUUGGUUGCAGCAUAUUUUGUUUGGUUGUAUUACGACUGGGAUUCACCGAAGCGGGGGGCAUACCGUUCUAAAUGGUUCAUGCGUCAACGCAUCCAUAACUGGUACGCCAACUAUUUCCCUGUGAAGCUGCACAAAACUGAAGAAUUAAGCCCAGAGGAGAAUUAUAUCAUAGGAAGUCACCCCCAUGGAAUUAUAUCAAUGGCGGCUUUUGUUAAUUUUGCAACGAACGGGACAGGAAUAUUGGAAAAAUUCCCUGACAUCGAAUUCCAUUUGUGCACGUUGGUUGGACAGUUCUACACGCCAUUUAGACGGGAAUGGGGACUUCUACACGGAAUGAUCGACUGUAGUCGACAAAGUCUCACCUAUGUGCUCAAUGGCACGAAGGGAAAAGCCUGUGUCUUAGUUGUCGGCGGGGCAGAGGAAGCUCUUGACGCACAUCCUGGUCACCACAUUUUGACGAUUUAUAAGCGGAAAGGGUUCAUUCGUCUGGCCCUGGAAACUGGUGCAAAUCUUGUUCCAUGUUAUUCAUUCGGAGAAAACGAAAUAUACCAUCAGGCUGAUAAUCCGAAGGGCUCAACAAUAAGAAUGAUUCAAACAACGCUCAAGAACAUUCUUGGCUUCUCUCCACCAAUCUUUCAUGGGAGAGGUGUUUUUAACUACAAUUUCGGACUACUUCCUUACAGGAAGCCAAUCAACACUGUAUUGGGAAAACCUAUCAAAGUGAAGAAAACAGAGCAUCCAACUCAGGAGCAGAUUGACGAAUUGCACAAGGCCUACAUCGCGGAACUGCAGAAGUUGUUUGAGAUUAAUAAAACGAAAUAUGGUGUUCCACCUCAGACACAGCUGGUACUGCAAUGA